Messenger RNA from Rangifer tarandus platyrhynchus (Svalbard reindeer), 489 nucleotides. Lineage: Eukaryota; Metazoa; Chordata; Mammalia; Artiodactyla; Cervidae. The record is from the annotation of a GenBank genome assembly.
AUGUUGGGGGCAAACGUGAGAAAAGGUAAAGAGAAUGAUGCUAUGAAGACUAAAACAGGAGGUGGGAGAAAAACAAAGGGUUAUGAAAGUUACACCCUGAAAAAUCACUCCCUAGAUGACCAGAGCUGGCAGUACUGCAGCCGCGCACGCCGGAAGCCGCCACGGCCGCCGGUGGGACAGACUCACAGACGCGCAGAGAAGAAACCGUGGGCAGGCAGCAACUCACCAGCGGCGCCAAGGAUCCCAGCCGCUGACCCAGGGACCGGGCGCCCGGCACCGACCUCCCGAGGGCGCACGCAGUCCCUGCCCGCCACGCGCAAAUCCAAAGCGGUCGGCCGGCGCGGCGCCCGCUCACAGCAUUAUCCGCUCCGAGAUGGCGUGGAGGCGCCCAAGGCCGGGGUCUCUAGGCUCGCCCCCAGUUCGGGCCCCACGGCUGCGCUCCCCGCCCUGUCGGGCAACAGCCGGGAGGGAAGGUGCGAGCUAGACUGA